Molecule: messenger RNA, 1864 nt
Organism: Cydia pomonella (codling moth)
Lineage: Eukaryota; Metazoa; Arthropoda; Insecta; Lepidoptera; Tortricidae
Product: pseudouridine-5'-phosphatase-like
Exons: 4
Coding region: 108-791 (227 amino acids)
Molecular function (GO): phosphatase activity
Source: RefSeq, a predicted model, not a curated record
AGUUUCAGAAAUUUCAGGGGAUGUCAUCUAUUUCUGAUACAUAUACUGCUUAAUUAUUACAAUAGUAUAAUAUUAUAUUAUAGAACUCGUGCCAUUGUAGCUUAAUUAUGGCGUUCAAGAAAGUAUCGCAUGUGUUGUUUGAUUUAGACGGUCUGUUAAUAGAUUCUGAAAUUUUGUACACGCAAGCGUUUACCACUGUUUGCGCUAAAUUUGGCAAAGAAUUCACGUGGGAACUGAAGUCAAGCCUGCUGGGCUUCCAAGGCCACGAAUGUGCGGAGAAAAUAAUUACAACUCUAGGGCUACCACUUACUGUACAAGAGUUCAUGAAAUUAUGUCAAAAGGAAUAUGAGGUACUGUUCCCCAAAGUCCAGCUCAUGCCAGGUGCACAGAGAUUGGUAGAGCAUUUACACUCCAAGGGUGUUCCAAUAGCACUGGCUACUAGCUCUGCUCAAGAUAGUGUGGAUAUGAAAAUGAGGAACUUUCAAGAGUUUGUGGGUCUGUUUCACCACCUCACCAUGGGCUCAACGGACCCUGAAGUUACCAAGGGCAAGCCAGACCCAGCCAUUUUCUUAGUAUGUGCCUCCAGGUUUCCUGAUAAACCUAAACCUGAAGAUUGUCUUGUAUUUGAAGAUGCAGUUAAUGGAGUAAAGGCAGCAAAUGCAGCAAAUAUGCAAGUAGUAGCAGUACCGGACCCUCGCAUAGAUCCCGCCUUACUAAAUACUGCCACUUUAGUCUUGAAUUCAUUAGAAGAAUUUAAGCCAGAGCUAUUUGGUCUACCAGCUUUUGAUUGAAAGCUUUAAAAAGGUGAGAUAGUUGAUAUAUUUUUGUUGCUUAUAUGUUCUAACUUGUAUUGAUAGAUGGUUGUUAAAACUAAUAGAUUUUAUUUAUAAAUGUAUAGCACAACAUUAAGGGGUCAUCCAUUAAUUACAUCACACGAAUUUCUAGGUUUUUUGACCCCUCCCUCUCCUUGUCACACUUGGUCACAUUUGGCAAACCCCUCCCCCCUGGUGUGACGUCACAUUUUUGGCAAUUUUUUUCAACAUAAUCGGCAAAGCGAAUUAGGUACUAUUGAUAUUUUUUUAUCAAAUUAGUCGGGCAAAGUUGAAGGCACCUCCCCCUACUAGAUGAUGUGCUCAAAUCACUGCACCUAUGCAAUUAAAACUGCACGAGGCCAUGCGCUUGGCGAGGAAUAGAAGCCUAUGGAGACAUCUCGUCUUCAACAGAAGGACAUGAUGUCACGAUCCUCAGCAUUGAGGGACUGACUGAAGAUGAUAUUUUAUCAUAAUAUUUUUGACAAAAGAAAUAUUAGUAGGUAAUCAUAACACAAAACCGAUUAGGCAAGAAUAUUAAUGGCAUAAAACUAUUAUCGUUCCAAAACUUGUUAUUUAACUGUACAGUGAAUAAAAAAAUUAAAUAACAAAGUUUGUGACUCCCCCCUCCCCCUUGUCACAACAAGUCACAUUUUCUUAAACCCCUCCCACCCCCUAAACGUGUAAUGUAAUUAAUGGAUGACCCCUUAAGAUUGGCAUCAUUGUUACUGAACCAAUUAUUCUAUUACUGUCAAUAUCCAGAAUACUUAUUAAGAAAUCAUGUUAACUCAUCUAGUCAAACAAUAUUAGUACUUAAUACAAACACAUAGUACUUAUUAGUAACUGUCAUAUCAUAAUAUAGAACUGGAAAUGUGUUAUGUUAUUAGUUAUCUCUUUGUAUUCAUUUCUGAAUUACCUGAGCAAUGCUGUAAUUUUAAGAACACUUCAUGACGUUUUUUAGGCUUUACAUUUUUAAUGACACACAUUAUUAUUUUAUUUUAUUAGAUGUAUUGAAGUAGUUUUAUCGCAAUAAACUGCAAUUUAGAUUUUGUGAG